ACAGACACUGCAGCAUGCAUUUGGGACCAGCAUCUGUAGCUGCCAGCAUCCUUUCCAAAGAAAAUAAGCUACAUUCAAAAGUUGCAGUGGGGAAAUGAGGAGAUAUCCCUUCCCAGGAGGACGCCCCCAGAGAGUGAGACCCGCCUGAGAGAAACAGCUUCAUCCCCAACUCAGGCAAACUCAGGCAACACUCCUACAGCAGACCUCCGGCUCAGAAGCCUAAAAAUGCCACUUUUUAGCUGGGUGAAAUGGCCAAGAAAUUAUUCCUACAAACAAACAUGCUACGCUGGCUCUGAGGUAGUGACAAAGACUCUGCUUCGGGAGUUAAAAUGGCAUUUGAAGGAGCGCGAGAGAUUAAUACAUGAGAUCGAAAAUGAACAGAAAGUGAAAAAGACAGGCGUGGACUACAACUGGCUGAGAAGCUACCAGAAUUCUCACACAACGAUCCCAGCUAUUGAACAAAGACAACUGGAAGUUCUGUGCUCACAAGUACAGCCUUGUCAAGCUGGAACCGUUCUCAGCAGAUUUCGAGAACUUUUGGCAGAAAAUGAUGUACUUCCCUGGGAAAUUGUCUACAUCUUCAAGCAAGUUCUGAAAGACUUUCUCAGCAGUCCUGCCAGAGGGGGUCACCAUGCUGGCCUGUGGGACUCUGACAUUACCGGUCCCCCGACCCCUGCGCUCCCCUGUGACAGCUCUGAGAGGCCAGACAAAGAGGAGGUACCCACGAUUUCAAGCUAUGUAGACAGACAUGCCAAGAACAGGUUUCCCCCCUGUUCACACAGAGCAUGGAAGCUGCCAUACUAUUACCCACCAAGCUGAGGAAUUAGCAAGACCACCUCAGAGUCACCCUUAGCACUGAUGAGGACAAGCAGUAGCAUGACUCCAAGUUUCUUGGCUACAACGUCAGGGUUUACUUAAAAUUCCUGUACCGCCAACUUCUCUAAGCAGCACUAUUUUCUAACCACUCUAAAUAUUCAAUAUUUUAAUGAAAAGUAUGCUUUUAACUAAAAUACUGUCUAAAUGUUUGAAGUUUCUUAUACCUCA
Molecule: messenger RNA, 1044 nt
Organism: Mus pahari (shrew mouse)
Lineage: Eukaryota; Metazoa; Chordata; Mammalia; Rodentia; Muridae
Gene: Rd3l
Product: retinal degeneration 3 like
Exons: 4
Coding region: 226-819 (197 amino acids)
Source: RefSeq, a predicted model, not a curated record